AUGAUCUUCAACUACAUGCGCCUGAAGAAUGCCCCCUGGCUGCUGCUCAGCGACGUUGGUCCGGACCCCGCCUCCCUGACGGCCGAGGCUCAGCUCCAGGCCGUCAGCUUGGCAAACCAGGUCCCCACGGCCGCGGACUUCCCUCCCCUGGGCGACUCGUCCGCCCAGCUGACGACCGACUCCCUCAAGUCUUUCCGCACUUACGUCGUCUACCUCAAGUGGCUCGAGAUGCAGCAGCGCCCGCUGUCGUACCUGGAGCAGACCACGCUCACCAGCUUCCAGGACUGGCUCCAGUCGCCCCUGCAGCCCCUGUCGGACAACCUCGAGUCGGCGACGUACGAGGUCUUUGAGGGCGACCCGGUCAAGUACAACCAGUACGAAGCCGCUUGCACGGAGGCGCUGGCCGAGUGGCACCAGUUGGGCAGGGCCACCUCUUCGGCGAACGGCGCCGUCGUCAUCGCAGUCGUCGGCUCUGGCCGUGGCCCCCUCGUGACGAGAGCGCUCAAGGCCAGCGAGGCGACGGGCGUCCCCGUCCAGGUCUGGGCCGUGGAGAAAAACCCCAACGCCUACGUCUACCUCCUGAGACAAAAUGAGAUGAUCUGGGGCGGCAAGGUCACGGUGGUCAAGACGGACAUGCGCUCGUGGAAGGGCCCCCUCGUCUCAGGCACGCCUGACGACAACCCCGUCUACGGCAAGGUCGAUAUCCUGGUGUCGGAGCUUCUCGGCUCCUUCGCCGACAACGAGCUCUCCCCCGAGUGCCUGGACGGCGUUCAGCACGUGCUGGCGCCCGGCGGCAUCUCGAUCCCUGAGUCGUACACGGCACACAUGAGCCCUAUCGCGACGCCGCGCAUCCACGCCGACCUCCUCACCAGGGUGCCGACGGAGCCCAAUGCCUUCGACACGCCCUGGGUCGUACGCCUCUUCGCGCUCGACUUCGCCGCCGUCCGCGUGCCGGACCACCCGCGCUUCCAGCAGGCGUGGGAGUUCUCCCACCCGGUGCCCGAGGCGACGCUCAGGCAGAUCGAGACGAGGCGCGCGGGCGGCGUCAUGGGCGGCGGCGGCGGGAGCAUGGGCGGCGCCGUCGGCGCCAACGACCAUAACUCGCGCUUCUGUCACCUCACAUUCGUCUGCCGCACGCGCGGCGUCAUCCACGGCCUGGCCGGCUACUUCGAGUCGGUCCUCUACGCCCCGCAGACGGGCGGCAAGGAGAAGGUGGAAAUCAGCACGCACCCCGAGUUGAUCGACCGCAAGAGCAAGGACAUGAUUUCGUGGUUCCCCAUCUUCUUCCCCAUCAAGCAACCCAUCUACUACCCUGCCGACACGGAGCUGGAGGUCACCAUGUGGCGACAGACGGACGAUUCGCGCGUGUGGUACGAGUGGCUCAUCGAGGCAUACGCGUGGGUGAGCGAAACACAGCGCAUCAAGGUGGCGUCAUCGGAUCUCUGCAGCAGUCGCAAGGUUGCUUGUCUCAUGUAA
Colletotrichum higginsianum IMI 349063 is the source of this 1476-nucleotide messenger RNA. Its product is annotated as Protein arginine N-methyltransferase. The coding region runs from base 1 to 1476 and encodes 491 amino acids. Gene Ontology annotation, biological process: peptidyl-arginine N-methylation; regulation of DNA-templated transcription. The transcript has 2 exons. Lineage: Eukaryota; Fungi; Ascomycota; Sordariomycetes; Glomerellales; Glomerellaceae. Gene Ontology annotation, cellular component: cytosol; nucleus. The record is from RefSeq and is a predicted model, not a curated record.